This is a messenger RNA of Mugil cephalus (flathead mullet), 3266 nucleotides long. RefSeq names its product erythropoietin receptor (gene epor). Gene Ontology annotation, biological process: cytokine-mediated signaling pathway; hemopoiesis; positive regulation of cell population proliferation. NCBI's taxonomy places the organism in Eukaryota, Metazoa, Chordata, Actinopteri, Mugiliformes, Mugilidae. Bases 646 to 2265 code for a protein of 539 amino acids. Gene Ontology annotation, cellular component: membrane; external side of plasma membrane. Gene Ontology annotation, molecular function: cytokine receptor activity; protein binding. The record is from RefSeq and is a predicted model, not a curated record. The transcript has 8 exons.
ACUGACGGGGAUGGGCCCGAGGAUAGCACUUAUCGUGGGUGAAGACGCGGGGACGUCUGCAGCUCUGAUAAUGCUGGUCAAACGAAGAAAACACGCAGGUGCGACGAGCAGAUAAGAAACCGUUUGGGGCUGCUUCUUAUAGAGUGAGUACUCUGCGGUUUCCGUUACGAGAACACAUGCAGGUAUUUCAAUGAGCUUUGUUCUAUGAAAAAAAAAAAAACAACCCUAGCUAUUCAAACUCUAUCUGUCUAUAAAUCUAUCCGUCCAUCCUUCCAUCUAUCGAUCUAUCUUCGUGCGUAUUUACGCGCGGCUACUUGGAUCAUUUUCUCAGCCACCGCAAACUGUAAACAUCAAUGAGCUCUUGAUUCCCGCCCACCAAACAGUGAGUAAAACUUUUUGUCGUACCCUUUGCUCCACCUCCUCUGCGCCCACUGUAGGAGAAAGUAAACAGCUCGACGGUGCGCACCUUAUCGCUAUCAAGCAGGCGCGUAACCGCGUUGCGCCAUCGUUGGUGUCGGAACAAAAAAAACAAGCGUCACCCCGAAGGAGAGCGUUCUCUCUCUCCCUCUCUUGCGUGUUGAGCUCCAGUGAUGCAGGUGGACGACAGAGACCCGCAGUCUUUCUGUUCACGGAGAAGACAAAAGGAUGACAUGUGAUCACCUGAGCCGACUGUUGGCACUCUACCUGAUCUUGUGCGCCACGCGAAGACUUUCCAUUGUCCAAGGCGCACGGGAUUUCGAGAGGAAAGCCUCCAUGCUGCUGAAACAGGUGCCAGAAAACCCCAAGUGCUAUGCUGAAGACAAGAGCAACUUCAUUUGCUUCUGGGAGGAAGAUGAGGAGAGGGCUGGUUCUGUGGAGCAGUACUCCUUCACAUACACCUACCAAAAUGAAAACAGCAACAGGUGCCCACUGCAAGUCGUCCCUGCAGCAGGCGGGAAAAGGCUGUUUGUCUGUCACCUGAGCCAAAUCAAGAUGUUUGUCCAGAUGGACAUUCAGGUUCACCGCGAGGGGGUCCUGGUCUACAACCGCAGCCUUCUCAUCGAGCUCGUCUUUCUUCUGGAUCCCCCUGCUAAUGUGGCGGUGACCACCACGGAUCAGCAAGGUCAGCUGAACGUCACCUGGCUGCCACCUCCUCUGAAGUACAUGGGUGACAGCAUCAUGUACGAGGUCUUCUACGCUCCGGAGAACAGCCAAGCAGGGCAGGUCAAGGUGGCGCAUGGCUCUGAAUUGAUCCUGAGGGGCUUGCAGUCAGGUAUUAUGUACAAGGUGCAGGUCCGAGGAAAGAUGGAUGGGUUGAGCUACGAUGGGUAUUGGAGUGCCUGGAGUGACCCGGUGUUCAUGAAAACUCUGCCUGCAGAACUUGACCCGCUCGUUAUAUCCCUGACUCUCAUCAUCUCCUUCAUCCUCCUCCUGCUGUGUCUUACCAUUCUCCUCUCCUAUCAAAGGUUUCUUAUCAAGAAGAUUUGGCCAACUAUUCCAACUCCGGACAAAAAAUUCCAAGGUCUUUUUACUGUUUAUGGCGGGGACUUCCAGGAGUGGUUAGGGCACACCAGUGGAAGCCUGUGGUUGGCCCCAGCGUUCAUCUACUCUGAAGAAUGCCCCUCACCUCUGGAAAUUCUCUCAGAACUCAGGCUAUGUCCCCCGAUGCCCUCCCCGCCUUUGCCAUCCAAGGUGUCUAAAGCUCCGACUGCUGUCAGAAAGGAGGACACGGGAGCCAAGAAGGAGCUAGAUGAGCGAGGGUUGUUGGAAAGGGACGAUACGGCUCCGGCGCAUGAGUGGAGAUCCAUGCCGCAUGACCACUGGCUGAUGGACCGCUUACGGGAGCACCCCGUCCCCUGCUCCCAGUGUUGUCUGCUGGAGUCUCAAGAUGCCUACGUCACCCUCAGUGGCAGCGACCACGUUGAAGACAAGGGCCCGGAUGACAACCUCGAGGAAACCUUACCCCUUGAGGUGCUUUUUGCCUCCAGAAAGACGGCGCUGUGUGAAUCUCACUCCGACUUGGGAUCUGCGCAGCAAAGCUCAGGGUCGGGUCGCCUUUCAUCCCAGUCCAGCUUUGAGUACCCAAACAAUGCCUGGAUUUCCAAAGGCCCUGGAUACUCCUACAUGGCAGUGGCAGACCAUGGGGUCUAUAUGGAUUACAGCCCCAUGAGCAGAGUGGAGGAUUUUGGGAAAGUGGUUACCUAUGCAAAUGAUUACAAGAACGAGAUCCCUGCUCAUAGAAGACCCUUCCUGACGAGGCAGUACCCUGUCAACGAUGAAGGUUGAGAGGAAGCUUAAUGGACUGAGUCUUAAACCACCCUUGGUGAAGGGCAUACAGAUAUUCACCUAAGGCUACAUAACCCCUCAUCUACUGUUAUGAGAGGAACCGAGGAGCUUACCAAUGCCAAACGGUAAGCUAAAGGACAAACACAAAGAAGGCUCCGCUGGAUGUACCUGAUCUGUACAAUACCACUACACAGAAACGGCAGCCACCCUCUAAUAUCCUACCCUGCUGCAGAUCAGUCCGGGGAUUUGAGAUUCAAGUUGAAGGAGUGAACUCCGAGAGAGUCCACAGUAAUGCGUUCAUAUCUAGGCUAAGCAUCUACUACUUUUAAGCUUAAAUGUAAGAAUUGCUAAACUAGUUAAAACAUACAGUAGACUCUGAAAUGAAACACUGUUUUUUCUUCUGAUACGUCUUUGUGUACGUCGUUGGUGAGAUCAUUCUUUUUGAUUAUUAUUAUUAUUAUUAUUAUUAUCAGCCAAUUCCAAUAAAAGACUUUUACAAGUAUCUAAAGCCUGAUGUGUAGUAGCGUUCACCGGUGCUAUACAUCAGUCUAAGAGUGUAGGGUUAUGCUAGCAGCAUGCUUUGUUUAGCUUUAAUGUCACAUCAGCAUGCUAACAGUGAUAAUGUCAAUGUUCAUCAGGUAAUAAAUAUUCUUUUCAACGUCUUAGUUUAGCACAAACAUCCGUUUUUUGGUUCUCUAAAUACAAACUACAGCUGUGGUUCCAACCAAAGCACUAAGAACUUUUAGUCCCAGGAACUUUACUCUACAGACAGCUACAGACUCCUAAAAAUAGCGGUGGAAAUCGAUUUUUUGUGGGGUGAAAUAAUUUCCUCAGAUCUAAACUUUUAGGCCUUGGUCCAUGCAGGUAUAAGAGGGUUUCUAGUCCGAGGAGAAAGUUCCAACAGUGGAAAACUGGCUUAUGGCCAUGUCGACUAUAGGAACACCAUUAGUUUUGAAGGUCUGUAAACCCAAAAUACUGAAUAAAUAAAAUGCUUGAUCUUA